AAUAGAGCAGUGUGCAUUAGGCUGCCUGCCUGCCUGCCUGCUUGUUCUCUUUCUGGGUUGCUUAAAGGAAUCCUUGCUUUCAGACAGCGGGAAGUCCCUCGUUGGGAAGAAGCUGCUGCCCUAGAGAUAAUCAAUAACAGAUUUCAAGAUCAUCGAAUUCAACCCACGGGGUGGACGGUCAAAGGUUCAGAAGUAGACACCUGACUGCUUCCGUAUCGAGAUAUUAUCUGGGCUCCCUAAACCGGAAACCUCACUAUGGAUGAUUUUGAACGUCGCAGAGAACUCAGAAGGCAAAAGAGGGAGGAGAUGCGGCUGGAGGCAGAGAGAAUUGCCUACCAGAGAAAUGAUGAUGAUGAAGAGGAGGCCGCCAGGGAACGGCGCCGCCGAGCCCGGCAGGAAAGGCUUCGGCAGAAGCAAGAGGAAGAGUCCUUGGGACAGGUGGCAGACCAGGUGGAGGCCCAUGUUCAGAACAGUGUCCCUGAUGAAGAGUCUAAGCCAGCCACUGCAAACACUCAGGUAGAAGCUGAUGAGGAGGCUGCCUUACUGGAGCGCCUGGCUAGGCGAGAAGAGAGACGUCAAAAACGCCUUCAGGAAGCCUUAGAGCGUCAGAAGGAGUUUGAUCCGACCGUGACAGAUGGCAGUCUCUCAAUCCCAAGCAGAAGAAUGCAAAAUGACUUAGCCGACAAUGAGACAGCAGAGGGGGAAGAAAAAAGAGAGAGUCGCUCAGGACGGUAUGAGGUGGAAGAAACAGAAGUGGUCUUCAAGUCCUACCAGAAGAACAGCUAUCAGGAUGCUGAAGACAGAAAGAAAGAAGAAAAGGAGGAGGAGGAAGAGGAAGAGAAGCUGAAGGGAGGGAGCCUUGGCAAAAAUCAGGUAGAGGAGAUGGUAGAAGAGAAAACAACAGAAACCCAAGAGGAAGCUGUGGUUAUGGUACUGGAAAACGGGCAAGUCAGCCCGGAAGAGUCCAAAGUAGAGGGGGAUGGGGAACCAGACAUGGAGGAGAUAGCCCGUCGAAAACAGAUGGGCGAGGAAGAGAGAGAGAGAGCUGAGGCAGAGAGACUGAGGUUGGAAGCAGAAGAACAAGAACGAGAAAGAAUCAAAGCUGAGCACGACAGAAAGCUAGCGGAGGAACAGGCAAGAAUGGAGGCGGAACAGAAAGCAGCUGCAGAGGAGCAGGCGAGGAGGGAGGCCGAGGAGCGGGAGGAGCGGGCGAGGAGGGAGGCCGAGGAGCGGGAGGAGCGGGCGAGGAGGGAGGAGGAGCAGAGGAGAGUAGCUGAGGAGCAAAAGAAGGCCAAGGCAGAGGAGGAGGAGAAGGCUAGGAUAGAAGAGCAAAGACAAAAAAAGCAGCUGGAGGAGCAAAGGAGUGAGAAGCGAGAAGCCAAAGACAAGGGGGAGAAGGGAGCUGAGAAAGCGGACAGGAAAGGGGUGAAUGGACGGGAGGCGCAAGACAACAGACCACAGACAGCUGUCCCAAAGAAGCAGGAAAAGGAAGAAGAAAGGGGAGUUAAAGGGCAAGCUCAAAGACGAACACCCCAAGACAACAAGCCCGCCUUCAAAAAGGAAGAGAUCAAAGAUGAGAAGAUUAAAAAGGACAAAGAGCCCAGAGAAGAAGUCAAGAGCUUCAUGGAUCGAAAGAAAGGAUUUACAGAAGUGAAGGCACAGAAUGGAGAAUUUAUGACCCACAAACUUAAACAAACUGAGAAUGCUUUCAGCCCCAGCCGCUCAGGAGGCCGGGCCAGUGGGGACAAAGAAGCUGAAGGCGCCCCACAAGUGGAAGCCGGCAAGAGGCUGGAAGAGCUGCGCCGACGCCGUGGGGAGACGGAGAGCGAAGAGUUCGAAAAACUCAAACAAAAGCAACAGGAGGCAGCCUUGGAGCUGGAAGAGCUGAAGAAAAAGAGAGAAGAGAGAAGGAAGGUCCUGGAGGAAGAGGAGCAGAAAAGGAAGCAGGAGGAGGCUGAUCGAAAAGCUAGAGAGGAGGAAGAGAAGAGGAGGCUAAAGGAAGAGAUCGAAAGGAGACGGGCAGAGGCUGCUGAGAAACGACAGAAGAUUCCAGAAGACGGCCUGUCUGAGGACAAGAAGCCGUUCAAGUGCUUCACUCCUAAAGGCUCAUCGCUCAAGAUAGAGGAACGAGCAGAAUUUUUGAAUAAGUCUGUGCAGAAAAGUGGUGUCAAAUCUACUCAUCAAGCAGCCGUGGUCUCCAAGAUUGACAGCCGGCUGGAGCAGUAUACCAAUGCAAUUGAGGGAACAAAAGCUUCCAAACCUAUGAAGGCAGCAGCGUCUGAUCUUCCUGUCCCUGCUGAAGGUGUCCGCAACAUCAAGAGCAUGUGGGAGAAAGGCAGUGUGUUUUCCUCCCCCUCUGCCUCGGGAACACCAAAUAAGGAAACUGCUGGCCUGAAGGUGGGAGUUUCCAGCCGCAUCAAUGAAUGGCUAACUAAAUCACCAGACGGCAACAAGUCACCUGCUCCCAAGCCUUCUGACUUGAGGCCAGGAGAUGUAUCUGGCAAGCGGAACCUCUGGGAAAAGCAAUCUGUGGAUAAGGUCACUUCCCCCACUAAGCAGGUCUGAAACAGUCGGAGAAAGAACCCAACUGCAAGCCAUCUUGCUGGGCCAGCUCAGUUGGAGAGGGCUAAUCGCUCUGUUUAUAUUUAUGUUUCCAAUAUCCCAGUAAAUCCAUGUAUAUGCUCACUAUAUUUAAUAACCACAACUAGAGAUCUUCAUGGUCAAAGUACUGCCUUUGCAGAGGAGCCUGUUUCUAAAGAAACCCAUGCUGUGAAGUAAACUUGCUACUGUCAUAUGAACAGUGACACCAACCACAUCGGAAGUCAACAAAAGGAGAUAGAGCUUAAGGUUACCUGAGGAAUGUAUGCAGUAUCUGGGGGAAAUGACCCAUAGGCUUUGUUUUGUCUCAGUACAGACAUCAUGUUUCUGCACUUUAGACUAAAGCAUGGAAGAAAUUAUCUAAGUAGGCAAUCAAAACUCUCUGAAAAUAAUUCACUUCAGAUCUGAUAUAGGGCAGUGAUGAUUGUCUCAUUAAAAAAAGAUGUACUGUUGAGAUAUUGCUUUUUUCUAUGCUGAUUCAUACCUAAAUUGGGUGAUUAUUUUAGCUGACAGUGGUACUGAUUUUUUUUUUUCAGGUUAGUUGCUUUGUGGAUUUCUUUGGUAGUGACAGUAGAUUGAAACACAUUUAGAUAACCCAACUAUGUAAUGUAUGUGCAUACAUGUAUACAGACACACUAAUGGUAGAUUGCUCUUUCAUGUGCUAGAUAUUAUAUUUCAUAGUAUGUCCUUGUAACUAACCAACAUCACGCUUUUGAAGAUUUACAAUCACAAUAGUAUAUUAAUAUUUCAUAUUUGCCAGUAGAAACAUGAAAGUUAGGUAUAGAUAUGUUUUCAAUGCCCAAUGACUUACAAGAAAAAAAAAGGAUUGGAAAAAAAAAGAGCUUACAGGUGUCAAAAUUAGUUGAAACUUCUUAUAAGACAUAGUAUUUAGUUUAUAAUUGAGGGCAGUCUUGAAGUCCAGUGUGAAUUUUAUUAAGUCUACCAUCUGGACGAAGCUCAAACCCUGCUUAUUUGUGACCGUGAAGUUUGCGCGCCCCCCUCCCCCAAAAAAGUUGACCUGCAUGAUAUCUAAGGUGUCUCCUUUCUCUACCACUUAGAGCCAAGCCUUUUGGUGACCGAUGCACAAAUUAGAAUUCAUGUAUGCGUCUAAAGAAAGACCAACUUUGCCUCGUGUAGAAGCAGGCAGCUAAAUCGAGCAAAAGCAUGGCAGUCCUAUACUUAUAUACUCACGCUCUUUAAAUUAAAAUGUUCUGCCUUUAUUGGUACUGUCAUAAGUUGAUAAUAUCUUAAAAUUUGAAAAAUAUAUGUAAAUUUUAAUAGUUUUACUCCCCGCUCCUACCAAGGGUCUUUAGGGACUCAUCAUUCAGAUAUCAGAUCCUAUUUCAGCUUAUGACUUUCUUCUUCCCAAUAGAUAAAAGGAAAGGACUCUACUAUCUUACAAAACGUUCUUAUCUAGAACAUUCUAUGCAUACAGUGUCAUUGUACAAACUCAUACCUCAGCUGACUUAACCAAAAUUAUCUUAGUCUUCAUUCCUUCCACAGUAGGAGAGCCUCUAAAAUUUCCAAUCCACAGAUUUCUUUUCAAGAGGAAUGGGUUGGCUUGAGGGACAACCACUGCCUUGAAAAGUCUAUUUUUCUCGUGAAUUAGUAAGAGUUAGUUGGAUUCCCUAGCUUUUAGCAAACUUGGGCCAAAGGAAGGAAAGCCACUAAGACUAUGCAUGUCAUCUACCCAUGACAGAGUAGACACAGGUCUAUGAUAAGAUGAAUAGAAUGCACAUGGCACACCCAUGGAAAUGACUUCCAUCAUUGGAGUAAAAUGGAUCAAAGCAGAAGCUGAGGGAUCAUGGUCGAGUUAACAAAAGCCUUCUCCGGCUAUCUCACAGGCUUUCUGUUUGUUGUUUUUGCUUUUAAGAAAGUUCAGAGUUGUGAAAUGACUGUUUUGAUCCUAACUUUUAUUCCAAUAUUUGGAUGACAAUGAGUUUUAGGGUAGAAUUUUCUCCAUUUGGAUUUAAUCUUUGAAGAAGCAAAUUCCUCAUUUACUUGUUUGAUUACAGCUCUCUGUUAUCUGUAAGAGAGGAAACUGCAAGCUGACUAGCAUGUUCUGUGAAUCUGCCAUUGUUAAAAACGUUAUAACACUUAAUAUUUUUCACUGAUAAUUGAUCGCUGCAAUAAAAAUAUAUUGUGAAAAUGCAUCCACAAUAAAUGGAAUUCUUCCAGCUG
This is a messenger RNA of Arvicanthis niloticus (Nile rat), 4779 nucleotides long. The record is from RefSeq and is a predicted model, not a curated record. Lineage: Eukaryota; Metazoa; Chordata; Mammalia; Rodentia; Muridae.